Messenger RNA from Aspergillus wentii DTO 134E9, 417 nucleotides. RefSeq lists its product as uncharacterized. The record is from RefSeq and is a predicted model, not a curated record. Lineage: Eukaryota; Fungi; Ascomycota; Eurotiomycetes; Eurotiales; Aspergillaceae. The transcript has 2 exons. The coding region runs from base 1 to 417 and encodes 138 amino acids.
AUGCCAUGCCGACGAGUGCGAAAGACGACUGACGCCCAAGCCCAUGCACCCACUGACUGGAUGUUCGUGGCAGAUGCGAUGGCCAGCGGCCUUCGUGCUCGUCCUGCAUGUCGCUCGGGUUCGAGUGCUUAUACGAACCCACGAGUGACGUCUGUCGAACACAAGUUGCAGCGGCUCAAUGAUGCGUUCAGGGGCCACCUCUCGCUGUGCCCAAACAAUUACCCAUGCCACCCCACAAGCAGCACUCCUGCGCCGGGAGGAGCGACGCGUGCAAGAGAGACGCAAGCUACCGGUCUGGAGGAGCCGCAAGAUGAAGACGCUUCUACCAAUGGCAUGGCCAUGACCUUCAUCGAAGAGCAAAGUUCGGCUUUCUUUGGCGAGUCCUCUAACAUCAACUUCACGCAGCUUCUUCUUUGA